GUCCUCCUCCUCCUCCUCCUCCUCGUUUAUAUCUCUCUCUCUCUCUCUCCCCAUCACUAUGACUUCCUCCCACUUUCACGACAUGGUCUUCUCCCUAUAAAGCUCCUCGUCUCUCCACCAUUCACGCCUCAAAAAACCCAAAUCUUGAUUCUUCCCAUCUUUGUCCCUGUUCUCCUCUUCGUCCCUUAUAAUUCUUGAGCUCCUUGGCAGCUGGCAAAGAGUGUUUCGUGGGCCGCCGGAAGAAGCCGUGCCGCACUGGGAGUUGUGUCCUGUCUGUGCGUGCGCUUGCGGGCGUGCUUUCUUGCGAUGGGGAACUACGUGUCGUGCGCCCUGUUGGGCCCCGCGGGGCGGCAGUCGAGGGCCGCGAAGGUGAUCUUCCCGGGCGGCGAGGUCCAGCAGUUCCACGCCCCCACCAAGGCGGCGGAGCUCAUGCUCGAGACCCCGAACUACUUCCUCGUCAACUCGUGCUCGCUCCGGGCCGGGCGGCGGUUCUCGGCGCUCAACGCGGACGAGGACCUCGAGAUGGCGAGCGUCUACGUCAUGUUCCCGAUGCGGCGGCUCAACUCCCUGGUGACCGCGGCCGACGUGGGGGCGCUGUUCCUCACCGCGGGCGCCGCCGCCAAGAGGGGGAGCCGGGUGAGGUCCCUGCCGGAGUCGGGCGAGGAGCGGGGGGCCGAGGCCGCGGCUGCCGCCGUGCCGAAGCUGAACCUGGAGGAGAUCGAAGGGUUCUCGACGCCGGAGUUCAUGCACAGGCUCUCCAUGUCAAAGUCAAAGAAGCCUUUGCUGGAAACCAUAACCGAAGACUGAGCGAGGGAGGUAGUUAAUCGCGUUAGAAUUUUCUGUCAGAUCCGUCCAAUUAGGUUUAGACGUGUAAGAAAAAUUGGAAAGGAGAUUUGUAUCUUUGUUGGAGGGAUCCGUCGUGUAUACAAAAUUUCAAUUUAAAGGUAGGUUGUAAUAUUGCCUUUCUUUUGCGCACUUUACCUUCCCGUGUUGAUUGCGAGCUCGUGAAAUGGGAAUGCUUUCCAAGGAAAAAGUCAAAUACAGGCAAGACAUACGGAAACGUAUUUAAUCAA
This is a messenger RNA of Syzygium oleosum, 1073 nucleotides long. RefSeq lists its product as uncharacterized. The coding region runs from base 307 to 807 and encodes 166 amino acids. The transcript has a single exon. The record is from RefSeq and is a predicted model, not a curated record. Lineage: Eukaryota; Viridiplantae; Streptophyta; Magnoliopsida; Myrtales; Myrtaceae.